AUGGCUCACUCCCCGGUGCAGCCGGGCCUGCCGGGCAUGCAGAACCUAAAAGCAGAUCCAGAAGAGCUUUUUACAAAGCUAGAGAAAAUUGGAAAGGGCUCUUUCGGUGAGGUGUUCAAAGGCAUUGACAAUCGGACUCAGAAAGUGGUUGCCAUAAAAAUCAUUGAUCUGGAAGAAGCUGAAGAUGAGAUAGAGGACAUUCAACAGGAAAUCACAGUGCUGAGUCAGUGUGACAGUCCAUAUGUAACCAAAUAUUAUGGAUCCUAUCUGAAGGAUACUAAGUUGUGGAUAAUAAUGGAAUAUCUCGGUGGAGGCUCCGCACUAGAUCUUUUAGAACCUGGGCCUUUAGAUGAAACUCAGAUUGCUACUAUAUUAAGAGAAAUAUUGAAAGGACUUGAUUAUUUGCAUUCAGAGAAGAAAAUUCACCGAGACAUUAAAGCUGCCAAUGUUCUGCUCUCUGAACACGGAGAGGUGAAGCUGGCUGAUUUUGGAGUGGCAGGCCAGCUGACGGAUACCCAGAUAAAAAGAAAUACCUUCGUGGGCACCCCUUUCUGGAUGGCACCUGAAGUCAUCAAACAGUCAGCCUACGACUCAAAGGCGGAUAUCUGGUCCCUGGGCAUCACAGCCAUAGAGCUUGCAAAAGGGGAACCGCCUCAUUCCGAGCUGCACCCCAUGAAGGUUUUAUUCCUCAUUCCAAAGAACAACCCUCCGACGCUGGAAGGAAACUACAGCAAGCCCCUCAAGGAGUUUGUGGAGGCCUGUUUGAACAAGGAGCCGAGCUUUAGACCCACUGCAAAGGAGUUACUGAAACACAAGUUUAUAAUACGCAAUGCGAAGAAAACAUCAUACCUGACGGAGCUAAUCGACAGGUACAAGCGGUGGAAGGCGGAGCAGAGCCAUGAAGACUCCAGCUCAGAAGACUCUGACACGGAAACGGACACGGAUGGUCAAGCAUCUGGAGGCAGCGACUCUAGCGACUGGAUCUUCACGAUCCGAGAGAAAGAUCCAAAGAGUCUUGAGAAUGGAACUCUUCAGCCAUCGGAUUUUGACAGAAAUAAGAUGAAAGACAUCCCAAAGAGGCCUUUCUCUCAGUGUUUAUCUACAAUUAUUUCUCCUCUAUUUGCAGAGCUGAAGGAGAAGAGCCAGGCAUGUGGUGGUAACAUGGGGUCCAUAGAAGAACUGCGAGGGGCCAUCUACCUGGCGGAAGAGGCCUGCCCCGGGAUCUCGGACACCAUGGUGGCCCAGCUUGUGCAGCGGCUCCAGAGAUACUCGCUAAGUGGUGGAGGAACUUCGUCCCACUGA
Molecule: messenger RNA, 1302 nt
Organism: Pipistrellus nathusii (Nathusius's pipistrelle)
Lineage: Eukaryota; Metazoa; Chordata; Mammalia; Chiroptera; Vespertilionidae
Source: the annotation of a GenBank genome assembly